This is a messenger RNA of Mercurialis annua (annual mercury), 3317 nucleotides long. RefSeq lists its product as uncharacterized. Bases 401 to 3079 code for a protein of 892 amino acids. The record is from RefSeq and is a predicted model, not a curated record. The transcript is spliced from 7 exons. Lineage: Eukaryota; Viridiplantae; Streptophyta; Magnoliopsida; Malpighiales; Euphorbiaceae.
ACAAAAAAUAAAGGUUGAAUCUUUCCUUAGAUUGAUGACUGUUAAAAAUAUAAAAGAUUGAAUCUUUUAUGGCAAAAACAGAAAUUAAGGAGGGAAAUUGGAAACCAAACUCAAUUUUUUUGCUUCAUUUGAAAGCUUUACCCUUGUUGUCAAUUUAUGAUUUAAAUGCCAUUUUUAAUUUCAAGAAUUUAAACCAAAGAAAGUGCCAAUUUAAUUAACCAAAAUCAUUGUAUUAUUGCUAUUUAGUAAUAGUAGCUCAAAGGACAUACAUUUGUUUAUUCUAUUCAUUACUACAGUAGCUGAAAGACCAGAGUACUACUGUUUACAAAUUUUCAGUUUUGUAUGUGACACCAAUUUUCAAGAAAUGGGUUCAGGACAUUUAUGUAGUUAUUGAUCUGCCAUGGAGAAGAUAUCUCCUAAGACUCAUAUGAUGAAGAGUCCUAUCAGGAAGGUUUCUAUAUCUAAAACCUCUAUGCCAAGGAGUCCCAUGCCUAAGAGCCCUAUGCCGUAUAGUCCUGCGCCGAAGAGUCCUGUGAUCUAUGAGAAGUACAAGUCAAGGUGUGCCUAUGGUUUAAUCAGUAUAUUUAACUUUCGGCGUCGGAAUUCGAAGAAAUUGAUUGCUGAUACUGAUAGAAGAAGAUUGAGCAGACAUUCUCUUGCUGAAGGUGAUAGAAAUAUAAAUGAUAAGCUUGAUAUACAUUCAGAUAAACAAAUUGAUGAUGAAAUACAUGAUAAGAUUGAAGCUACUGAUAAUGGUAAUUUAGAAGUAAAUAAAAUCAAAGGAGAAGAUGUGUCCACUAAGCAGCUGACAAGGAAGAAGAUUACAACUGCUAAAGUGGAAAAUGUACAGUCCAAUACCGAACUUGAUCAUGAGCAAAAAAAGAACCAACGAAAAGCAACCAAGAGUUCUCGGAGAGCUCGUCGUUUGCCUAUUUAUGGUUGUUACGAUAUAUCAACUGUAGAGAAUGCAGAUCCAACUCUGCAAAGUUUGGCUGAAAAAUCUUCGAAAUCAUUAGACUCCGAAGCGACAAAAGAAGUGCUUCCCAGCGGAUUGUGUUCUAAAGCUGAAGGAGACAGCACUUGUAAAAGUACCAAUUGCAUUCAAAAUGACCAACUUAAUGAGGUAAAUCUUCAAGUUAACAUGGGUGAAGUAACUGAGGCAUUUAUCAACCAGAAGUUAGUUGACGGAAAAGGCCUUUGUAGCAAUGAGGUGUCUCAUCAGUCUAAACACUUCUCGGAUGCAUUAGAUAUACUGAAUUGCAACAAAGAUUUAUUUAUCAAACUCCUACAAGACCCAAAUUCUUUGUUGGUGAAACAUAUCGAAGACCUAAGAGACAUACAAGCAAAAGAGCAGCCGUCUAAGCUUUUCACCAAGGACGGAGCAAAACACGAGGAAGCUAAUACAAGAGAAUGUAACUUGUCCACGUCCAAAGCAACGGACGAUCAUCAGCUUUUGGAGAAUAUAGUAGUUUUGAGGCCUAACAGAUCCGGUGGUGACUCCCAACAGUUUCAUUAUAGCUUAAGGAAUGUCCAGCAGGGUAUAAAACCUGCAUUUUUCCCCUUUGAACAAAUGAAGAAAAAGCUGAUGCGAAGCAUAGGGUUUCGAAGAAAAGAGAACCAAAUGUUGCUAAAUGGUAGAGCAGGGCAUUACAGAUCUACCCACGACUUGGAACUACUAAACUCAUUUGACGGAGCCUCGGAUUCUGGAGGAAUAACUGUAUCAUCCAUAGACGUGGUGAGAAACGACUCGAUGGACAAGGUUAAUGAGUUCGAUCCUGGUAUUAAAGAAGAAGGUGCUUCGAAGACAAACACACAUUGUGACAAUAGCGAGCCGGGUACAAAUAUCUCUGAGGUUAAAAAUGGGAAUGCAAAUUUCAUAAGAAAGCAGAGAGCAAAAACUUGGGACGGGAUAAGCUCAGUUCCUGAAUGUGACCUUUUUCCUAUGGACAGUUCUAAAGAGACAACAAAACAUGGCUAUUUUUCUGCGAAAAUGAGAUUUUAUGCUUGUAGCAGUCACCCGAUGGGAAGUGAAAGCGAUCGGAGGAAUCAGAAAGAAAAGAGAAGGAGUUGCUCAAGUCCUGUAAGACAGAAUUUAGAGUCUCCACCAUGGGCAUUUAGCAAAAAACACUUGCAGAUGCAUGAGAAAUCCUCAGAGGACCUUUUUCUUGAUUUGCAAGACUACAAAAGCAUCGCUUCUUCUUCGAGUAUUGAUUCAAGUCGAAUAGAUAUGAAGUACAUCGAAAAUUUUGAUGCGAUUAGUCCUUCAGGAGUGAACUCCAAACCAAGUGGUUUAAAUAAUGAUGAUGUUAAUCAAAGCACUGAGGUAGUGGAUCCACACGACGGAGAUGGUUGUUUCGAUUUGUCGAGAGUGGAAUUACAUGUGGAAAAUCAGAUAACAACUUUCUUGUCAGAUGAUUACUCAUCAAGCCCUUCAAAAGAAUUUGGCAGAACGAGAAACGACGCAGAGGAGCAGCCAAGUCCAGUAUCGGUUCUUGACGAAUUUUUCACAGACGAUCCAUUAGAAUCUCAACCUGCUCUACCAUCAGUUCGUCGUUUGCAAAUUAGUACCGAAGAAGACGUUUCACUGUCCCCUCUGGACCCGAAGCUCAAUUCUAGUACUUCUGCGUUUAAGUACAUAAGCACGGUAUUAUUGCAGGGUUGUCCUCGGAAUUGGGACGAACUUGCAUGGAAAUGCUAUUUCUCCGAUCAACUGCUUGACCGAUCCAUGUUUGAUGACAUAAAUGUCUGGCCUGACAAUCAGAGCCUCGUGUUUGACUACGUUAACGAAGUUCUUGUAGAUACAUGCUGGCGAUAUAUGAGAUGUUCCGAUUGGCUGUCAUUUAUUAAACCGAGAAUUGUGUCGAGUACAGUUACAGGAAACAUACAUCAUCAAGUAAUGCAAAAUGUAGAUUGGAAUCUCAUCUCAGAACAGCCAAUGCAGACAAUGGAGAAAAUCAUUGAAAACGAUUUGCGCAAGUCGAUGACGUGGAUGGAUAUCCGAAUCGACGGUGAAGAUGUUGUUAGUGAGAUGGUAGAUAGUCUUGUGGAAGAGUUGAUCAUAGAAAUUGCAUUGGAGUAAGUAAUCAGGAACACAAUCAAUUCAUCAUUUAUUAGUGUAAAUUAGUUGGAGCAGAGCUAAUAAGAUGUAAUCUUUGACAUCUUAUAUGUUUUAUCAGAUUAGAGGAAGCGUAUAGUUAUGAGAAAUUUUACAAUUCCACCUUUUUUUUCUUUAAUAGGUAUAAUCAUGUCUAUAAGUAGUGGAAUUUUUCAAUGUAGACCUAAGUUUAUUUAAAUGGAAAAUCUCAUAAUAUAUAACA